Molecule: messenger RNA, 1178 nt
Organism: Trachymyrmex septentrionalis
Lineage: Eukaryota; Metazoa; Arthropoda; Insecta; Hymenoptera; Formicidae
Product: tetraspanin-9-like
Exons: 6
Coding region: 204-1052 (282 amino acids)
Cellular component (GO): membrane
Source: RefSeq, a predicted model, not a curated record
CGCGCAAGAGCGUAACACGAGUAAGCCUUUAAGGAAAUGUCGACCAAAGAAGUGACAAUUAGCGUCGUAUAUAGUACAUAAACUGCCUGUGGUUUGGUGUCUCAGAAAAGCCCUUUGAAUACGACGUAGUAGCGUCAACACCUAGAAUAGAAUGAUCAAAGAACCCGAGCAGCGCACAUUAAUCGGUGAUAUUAUUCGAGACAAUGUCUAGUUGUCAGAACGCGAUAGAAAAAAAAUGUAAUCCUGAUAUUCUUCGGAGGAUAUCUGAGAAUCACCAAGGGACAUCCUAUACGAGUUUCUACCUCUUCUUCUCCAGUACGUUUCUGUUUACCAUGGCGGGCACGUUGCUGUCCACCGGCGUCUGGUGCUUCCUGGUUAGGCUACCCAUGAUCCAUCUGGCACGCGGACCCUCGAGGAUUGUCAUCCUCCUCAGCGGUUACAUCUUCGCCGCCGGUGCACUCACGUUGCCUGCCUCAUGCAUCCUGUAUCGCGAGCAUAACGUGACUCGGGGUCACUAUACAUUACUUCCGAUGAUGAUAAUGCUGUGCACGAGUACCAUCUUCUUAAUUUGCGGCGCUACCCAUGGAAUCAUAUAUCGUAAAUCACAUUUCUUUUCCGAAGAAUUCGCAUUAGCGCAAAAGGACGAGGGUUUAUUAAUAUCGCAGCAGGAACGCGCAGCGCUUCUAUUCGGUACACUGCCCGGAUGGAUUAAUACCGCGCUUACUUCUCGAGAUUACCUAAACUACUCGUCCACAUGGGAUUUAAUGCAGACACGCCUGGAGUGUUGCGGAAUUAACGAUGCGAGUGACUGGACCAGAUAUCCCGGUUUGCCCGAGCUCCCUCAGUCCUGCUAUUCUACGAGUCUCGACGAAGACGGUAAAAGAAGCGUGUGGAAAACAGGCUGUCUCGAUGCGAUAGCGUUGGAUUUAGCCUGGAUCACCGCGUAUAUGGUGGGACUGUGCUUCAUGUCGAUCCCGUCACAUAUUCUAGCUAUUGUAUCGGCGGGGAUACUUUUACAGAUCUCGAAACGAACAUCGAUCUCCAACGACUGACAUUCUUUCACGAUACACCAUGAAUGACGUGGUGAUUUUAUACGUUCGCGUUACACCUCUCAGUUCAGUUCACGACUCGGUUCAAUUGGUGAAUGACAACCUACCUUAAAUAAAACUUUUUUGUUA